This is a messenger RNA of Oryza brachyantha (malo sina), 744 nucleotides long. Its product is annotated as exportin-7-A-like. Gene Ontology annotation, biological process: protein export from nucleus. Bases 237 to 599 code for a protein of 120 amino acids. Lineage: Eukaryota; Viridiplantae; Streptophyta; Magnoliopsida; Poales; Poaceae. Gene Ontology annotation, molecular function: nuclear export signal receptor activity. The record is from RefSeq and is a predicted model, not a curated record. The transcript is spliced from 5 exons. Gene Ontology annotation, cellular component: cytoplasm; nuclear pore.
CCAAAUAAUCUUGCAUGUAUUGAUUUUUAGAAUUUGAAGAUUUGUUUACCUGCUGCAAUUCGUGCAAUGCCAUAUGGAUUAUAUAGAGUUGUUAUUACUGACUGUCAUCUUUUUAAUUUAUUUUUAGGCACAUGUUAUCUCAGUGAUAUCUGCUUUAACUUGUACGGAAUUGCUUGACUUUACUAGCAAUCAUUCGGCACUUGGACGAAAUCACGGGAUGCAUAUGGUGAAUGUGAAUGGCAAGUUGUGCUGAGGUUCGCGCAAACCAGUGUGCCUCUGCCAUUGAUAGCUUGGCGGCCUUUUAUUUCAACAAUAUCACAGGUGGUGAUGGCCCUCCUUCACCAGCUGCACUAAAUCUUGCUCUGCAUAUUGGAGAGUUCCCCACUCUGUUUCCUCAGAUACUUUUGGCGCUUUCUGAGAUCAUCAUCUUUGAGGAUGCGGGUAACCAAUGGAGUCUUAGUAGACCAAUACUAAGUCUGAUAAUGAUCAGUGAACAGAUGUUUAGUGAUUUGAGGGCACCUGAUAUAACAAAGCCCAGGUUAUAUAUAUGGCUUCUAACUGAGCUUGUUAGAUCAUCUUUCAAAGAGCACAUAUAUUGAUCUAGUUUGUUAUUUCAGGGUGUAUUUCUAAGUCUUACAAAAAUUUCAUGCCAACUCACACCCUUGUUUUAUGACACUAAUUUCAUGCCAACUCCUAUAGACCGUCCAAGAGACCAUCAGUGUAGAUACAGAAACUGCAGCUGCU